This is a messenger RNA of Drosophila montana, 5315 nucleotides long. It is a transcript of the gene rho-5, whose product is annotated as inactive rhomboid protein 1. Gene Ontology annotation, biological process: regulation of epidermal growth factor receptor signaling pathway; regulation of protein secretion. Bases 440 to 5176 code for a protein of 1578 amino acids. Lineage: Eukaryota; Metazoa; Arthropoda; Insecta; Diptera; Drosophilidae. Gene Ontology annotation, cellular component: endoplasmic reticulum membrane. Gene Ontology annotation, molecular function: serine-type endopeptidase activity. The record is from RefSeq and is a predicted model, not a curated record. The transcript is spliced from 7 exons.
GUAUGUGUGUCUGUAUGCAUUUACAUUUGAAUGAUUUUGCUCGCUAUAUGGUGGAAAACAUUUGCAACGAACAAAAAUAAAAAGUAAAUGAAAAAAAAUCGAAAUUUGCUAAUUGUGCGAACUGGAAUAAACAUGGCGUUAAUAAUACGAGGAGCACAAAUAUCAAUGUGAAUACCAUAAUUGCAGUAAUAAUAAUAUGCAAAUGGCGGAUAGAGUCAUCUAUCGAGUACACGAAGUAUUCAAAAGAUGCUAAGAUGGCGGAUAGGAUAUCCCUAUCGAGUAUACGGAGUAUUCAAUAGAUGCAAAGUUUUGAAUCUAAAAUAUAUACAGAAUAUAGAGGCCAAGUUGUGCUCUAACAAUGAAUAAAUACCUCCUCGAUACACAAUCGUUUUUCAGAUAAAGCAGUUAGGAAUACUACGUUACAACCAAGUCAUUUGAGAUGCAUCCCAAUCGUGUUGAUCUUCCGAGUGGCAACGGCAACCAGCGCCGAAAUACAAAUGGCAAUGAUUGCAAUGCUACAGUUGCAGGAAAUGCAUGUGCCGGACGUAGAAAAUCGGUUAACUAUCAGCCACAGCUGUCGCUGAAGACGAACGGAGAUGAGCCAAUAAUUGGGUCGCCAGCUGGUCGCUUUAGUCCGCAUCCGAAUGAGAUAUUCCUGGCGCAGUCGGGCAAAUUAACCAUACCGUUAACCAAAUUUGAUGAUUCGCUAAUGAACGGCGGCUGCUUGCCACCGCCGUCGCCUGCUCCAAAUAGUGAUUGUUUGCCCUCUGGUAUUGGUCAGGCGCACGCCCACGCUCACGGCCACGGUCAUGGCCACGCCCACGCUCAAACCCAAUCGAAUUUUCAAACCAAAAUCGGCCUUAACAACCUGAACAGCAGCAAUCAGAUGCAGCAGCUGAAUCUGAACCACUUCCAACAGCAACAGGCCCACGCCCACGCUCAAGGCUACCCGUUGUCAUCCUCCAAUUCGACGUCGUCGCUGUGCACCAACAAUUCGGGCAGCACGCAAUCGCAGCCGGCGGAGAGCUCCACCGGCGGCAUCCAUAAGCAUGGCAAAUAUAGCCUGCAUCCACUGCAUCCACGUGCAAUGUCACCCAACUCAAAAUACCGCUUGGAGCGCUACAGAGAUCCGGCUCAAAAGGUGAAACUAAUCGAAACAAUGAAUCUAUUAUCGCCGGGACUUGGGCCCGCAACGGCGACGGCACCGCAAAGUGCGGCGGCGGCGACCUCGACACGUUAUUUUAUGCCAACCAAUCGGAACGUGGAAUGUGAUGCCUAUAACGGCUAUUUGGGUUCCACGGUGCACACACCGGUCAAACGGUAUGUCCCAACGCCGCCUCCAGCGGGUGAUAUAUACACGGAUUCAACCGGAACAACCGGAGCAACGACAUGUGCUGCCACGCCUCCGGUGUCAUCGCAGUACGUGAAUAUUCCGUACAAUUAUCGUGCCAAGUGCUGUCACAACAGUGAACACAUUGAAUCUGGGCCGGCUCAGGGUAGUUAUUCGAAGAGCGCACAAACCUAUAAUGUGCACAAUGUGCCAUCAUCAUCAUCAUCAGCCACAUCCACGUCCAACUCGAACCAACCAUGCCCAUGCCCGUCGCCUUCUCCUGCAUCAUCGGGCUCAACAAUAUCCGUAUCGUUUCCGGCACCAGCCGCUAGCAUCUGCCCGCCCAUUGUGAGCACAGGAAAGAACAUUGCAGCUUGCAACAAAUUGCGAUCGAAUGUCGAAAGUGCACGCAGCAGCAACCAAUCGGAUGAGGCCGAGUCCAUUAUAGUAAUACAGUCGGCGUUGGGUCAAAGUGAGGGCCAGCGGGGCCAGGGUGCAGCUCAGGUGCAGCUGCAGGGUCAGGACAUUGCCGGCACCUGCUUGCAUUGCAAUACCGUGCGCCGAACGACCGGUGUGCAUCAGACAACACAAACAACUGGCCCAAUCAGUCCCGUGCCGCUGGCAAUGCCAAUGGCAAUGCCCGUAACAUCAACGGAUCUGGCCAAGCUGAAGCAACAGCAGCAUGAUCAGGAAAUGAUGACACACGAAAUGAAUGCCAGCAACACAAUCGAGGCCUCCGAUCUGGCCAGCAGCACAAUGGCACAAUUCCAACGUCAGCAGCAGCAGCUAUAUCAGGUUGCCCAUCUGGCCAACUCGCCGCGCCUGCAGCAGCAGCAGCAGCAACAUCUCGUGCCGCAGCAACAACAUCAACAUCAACAACAACAACAACAACAACAACAACAGCAGCAGCAGCAGCAACAACAACAACAACAACAGCAGGCCCUUCGGUAUUCGUGCAAGAAACGCAUCAUAAUUUAUAUGCGACGCGAGGUGUCGCGUUUCUUUGGCGUAGAGUCCAGCACGGAGGCUGCAGACUAUGCCCUCUGGUAUGGACGCCACCGACGCCUGGCGAUUCGACGUUUUGGGCCAUUGAACGCCAGCUCGGAAUUGGACUAUAAUGUGCCCAUGGCAAUGGACAACAAUCGUGAUAAUGGCAACAACAAUGUGGAGGCAACUGGCAGCGGCUAUUAUGCGACAGAUCGGCCCGAUAUACUGCCUGCUCAGGAUGCCCAAAAUGUGGAUAUGGCACUGCAUGCCACCGGCAACUGCAGAUGGCGCAAAUGCUAUGCCGGCAACGACUUCGGUGCGGGCGAAUUUGUGGAGCGUAAGGCAUCGGUGGCUCACAUGCUGAUGACAGGUGUUAGCUACUUGAUAAGCAUGUUUAACGUGCGGCCGACAAAUCAAGGACGUGGCCAGCUUAGCAAGCGAUGCCAUCGGCAAUGGUCGCGCAGCUUUGCACCGGUCCAUGUGCACGGCAGGGGCGCCGAGUCCAUAGAUCAUGGGCAGGACAUGGACAUGGACGCUGAGUGCAGCAUGGGCAUUGCCAAUAGUCUGGCUGCACUGAUCGAAGACGAGGUCUUCUUCGAUAAUCCAUGCGAUGCCUCCUCAGGCUCGUCAGCAAAUGACGAUGGCGAAACAAACAAACAGCCGCACACAGAUACUGUGGGCUUGGCACUGGGCGGAGUCGGAGUCGAGGGUAGCGUUGGCGUCUAUAUGGCCGAGAGGCACCACAAUGGCUGGCGCACAUCGGCUCUCAAUAGCAACGGCAACGGUGGGGACAUGCAUUUGAUUGCCGAUUCACAUCAAGUACAUCAGGUGAACCAUAUACAUCAUAUGAGCGGCAACUCGGGGGGACAAAGUCAAUCCGUGCUGCGCACAUCCAAUUCGACAAACAAUUCGGCCAGCAGCAAUCGUGGCAACCGUAUAGCUGCCCAGUUGCUGGAUGGUGUUCUGGAGAACUCUAGACGCCCGCAGACGCGACACAUCAAAUACUUUUCGGUCAAUGAUCUGGACGAUCGUACGGACCAUCGACCAUUUUUCACAUACUGGAUAAAUACGGUGCAAAUUGUUGUCCUGUUUCUAUCGAUCAUUUGCUACGGCAUCGCACCAAUUGGUUUCGGUACCGAACAGAAGACCGGACAGGUGCUGGUGACCAGCCUGAGUCUACAGACGGUACAGCACAUCGAGCAGCGCAAUCUUUGGAUUGGUCCACGCAACAAUGACCUGGUCCAUAUGGGCGCAAAAUUCGCCGCGUGCAUGCGGCGAGACAUUAAGAUCAUGGAGGUGGUUGCCAAAACCAGAAGGCAGGAACGUGAGACGGCUUGCUGCAUACGCAAUGAUGACUCCGGUUGCGUUCAGAGCUCCCAGGCGGAUUGUUCCAUACGGGGUCUUUAUCCUACGAAAUCAAUAUCUACUUGGAAAAAAUGGUCUCCCGGUGAGUCGGGACCUGGUGGACGGAUUUCAGGAUCUGUGUGCGGCUUGGAUCCAAAAUUUUGCGAUGCACCCGCAUCCAUAGCGCCAUACGAGUGGCCCGAUGACAUCACAAAGUGGCCCAUUUGCCGGAAAACAAACUCAUUCUCCCAGCGCUACCGCUACAAAGAUCAUACGGCCGAGCAUAUGGUCUGCGAAGUAAUUGGCCAUCCCUGCUGUACGGGACUCUAUGGCGAAUGCCGAAUAACGACCCGCGAAUAUUGUGAUUUCGUUAAUGGAUAUUUUCAUGAAGAAGCUUCACUCUGUUCACAGAUAUCCUGUCUUAAUAACGUUUGUGGCAUGUUCCCAUUUAUCUCAGUGGAAAUUCCAGAUCAGAUUUAUAGACUUUUGACAUCGCUGUGCAUGCAUGCUGGAAUUUUGCAUUUGGCAAUUACGCUUAUAUUUCAGUAUUUAUUUCUUGCUGACUUGGAGAGAUUAAUUGGAACCUUGCGAACUGCCGUAGUAUAUAUUAUGUCGGGCUUGGCUGGAAAUCUUACCAGCGCAGUGCUAGUACCCCAUCGACCUGAGGUGGGACCCUCAGCCUCCCUCUGUGGGGUGGUAUCCUCGCUGGCUGCAUUGCUUAUAUGGAUGCAUUGGAAAAAUGUACAUAAGCCAUAUGUGGCAUUGUUCAAGCUAUUGCUUUUGUCCACAGUUCUAUUCGGGAUUGGCACAUUACCAUACCAGCUGAACUUCGCUGGCCUGCUGGCUGGGGUUGCUUGUGGCACGUUUUUAACAAUAUCGUUGGUACCGUUUGCCACAUUCACGAAAUACGGACGCAGAAAAAAGAUAAAUCUUAUUUGGACAUGCAUACUGUUUCAUCUGUUUGUAUACGCAACUUUAAUAACAACGUUUUACAUCUAUCCCAGCGAAUUUAGUACAUUUAGUUUUGUGGAUGAUAUAUUCGGUAGUAAUGGAAACAACGGCUACAUUAGUGCCACAAAUAGCAAUAUUGGCCACCACAAUGGCGAGGUAAGCAGCACUCCCCGCAGAUAUUCCCAGACACAAAAGCCUCAAUAUUAUUAUCACCAUCACUCGGAAGACAUAAUCAGGAAUGCGUUCCCCGAAGGCAACAGCAUCUCGCACAUAUAUCCGGAGACGCAACGGCAAAAAAAUAUCCAACUCUGGCAAGAAGGUCUUUACACCCGCUCAUUUCGCUACAAUUCAAACUAUACCGAUCGCAUUUAUAACAAUAUCGAAAAUGCAAUCGCUGACACAAAUGUUUUAAGCAACAAAGAUACUCCUCUGGACUCUUACGGGACUGGCCGAAUAUUGAACAAGAAAAACAACUCUCGGAUAAGUGAGAAAGCCGUCAAUGCGAUGCAACUUAAUCACAAAAAUAUCGAAAAUAUGAAUGAUACAAAUUUUAAGGGCCUAUGAAUCUUCCAUACUUAAUUAUUAACAUCAUUUAAAGCAACAAUAGCACAAUAAAUAAGUGCACAAAACUAUACAAAUGUACAUAAAUAUACAUAUAUAUAUACCCGUAAAAUAUUGCAUGUAUCGUGGUCAGUAUUUUCAA